AACACUGAAACUAUUGAAAUAUUGAAAAUUGAAACAGUUGUUAAUGUUAGUUGUUUGUGUUGGUUGUUGUGUUCGUUUUGUGCGUUAAUUAAGUAAUUCGAUUCGUUACAUAAAUCUAAUUGAAUAAUUUAUUAAUUGCCGGAUUUCAGCGUCGUGUAAAUUGAAGAGUCCACUAAAAUGGAUGGACCAACAUCAACAGAUAUAAUGCUCAUAAAUGGGAAUUCACACCCAGAAUUAGCAAAUUUGAUUGCAAGCCGCUUGGGAGUAAAGCGUGGAGAAUGCUCUGUGUACCACAAGACAAACCGAGAAACGAUGGUGGAAAUAGGCGAUUCGGUGAGAGGCAAAGAUAUAUACAUCAUCCAGACCGGAACCAAGGAUGUAAACAACAACAUAAUGGAACUGCUAAUCAUGGCGUAUGCUUGUAAGACUUCCUCGGCCAAAAAUAUCGUCGGGGUCAUUCCGUACCUUCCGUACAGCAAGCAGUGCAAGAUGCGCAAGAGAGGCUGUAUCGUGUCCAAGCUGUUAGCCAAGAUGAUGUGCAACUCUGGUCUAACCCAUAUCAUCACCAUGGACCUUCACCAGAAGGAGAUCCAAGGAUUCUUUGAGUGUCCAGUGGACAACUUGCGAGCUUCCCCUUUCCUUCUGCAGUACAUCCAAGAGUGUAUUCCAGACUACCGAAAUGCUGUGAUAGUAGCCAGAAACCCUGGGUCAGCCAAGAAGGCAACUUCCUAUGCUGAACGUUUACGAUUGGGAAUAGCUGUAAUUCACGGAGAACAAAAGGAGGCAGAGAGUGACCAGGUGGACGGACGCUACUCGCCACCCCCUCCUCCUCUACUGUCCCGUACUGUGGGCGUAGCUGUGGGUGUCCCUCAGCACCCGGCCAAGGAGAAACCUCCUAUCAAUGUUGUGGGUGAUGUCGGCGGCCGGAUAGCAAUCAUGGUGGAUGACAUGGUGGAUGACGUUCAGUCGUUUGUUGCUGCCGCCGAGGUGCUCAAGGAGAGAGGAGCUUACAAGAUCUACGUGCUGGCGACCCACGGACUCCUCAGUUCCGACGCACCUAGACUGAUUGAAGACUCUCCCAUCGAUGAGGUAGUGGUUACAAACACCAUUCCACACGAGAUCCAGAAGUUGCAAUGUCACAAGAUUAAGACAGUGGACAUCAGCGUGUUGUUGGCUGAGGCUAUCCGUCGCAUCCACAACAAGGAGUCUAUGAGCUACCUGUUCAAGAAUGUUACUCUGGAGGAUUAGGAGACAAUUCCUCAACCCAAUUUUAGCGGAUGGACUAUUUGGAUCAUUGAAUUGAGCAACUGGAAAUAUUUUCUUAUCAAAAUAUGAGUGUAUGAGUAGUUAUAAGAUUAGACUGUAGGUGUUAAUAUUAUCUAAACCUAUUAUUGUAAGUUAAGAUCAUGGGUGCACUAUAAAACAUUAUUUUUGUAUGAAAGAUAAUUACUUUAUUGUCCUUAUACUUAGAUUGUUAUUUAAUCACAUUCAGUUUAUUUAAAUGCCAUAUUUCUUUCUGAAAAAUGUUAUUUUUUCCCAUUAUACAGACCUAUACUUAGAGAAUCAAAUUCGAUAUUGUCAAAUUGAUGUUUUGUAAGCUAUCACAAUAUUUAGGUAGGUUACAAUAAAUAUCUUUAUGUUUUGUGAAUAAAACUCUAAAGUUUU
Messenger RNA from Macrosteles quadrilineatus (aster leafhopper), 1665 nucleotides. Its product is annotated as phosphoribosyl pyrophosphate synthase-associated protein 2-like. The record is from RefSeq and is a predicted model, not a curated record. Lineage: Eukaryota; Metazoa; Arthropoda; Insecta; Hemiptera; Cicadellidae. The transcript has 9 exons. The coding region runs from base 178 to 1248 and encodes 356 amino acids. Gene Ontology annotation, molecular function: ribose phosphate diphosphokinase activity; magnesium ion binding. Gene Ontology annotation, biological process: 5-phosphoribose 1-diphosphate biosynthetic process; purine nucleotide biosynthetic process. Gene Ontology annotation, cellular component: cytoplasm; ribose phosphate diphosphokinase complex.